AUGGUAACAGCACGGGAGGAUAAUAUGGGGUACCUGAUGAUCAUAGACAUACUCUCAUACUCGGGUAGUUCGCACCAAUCUGAUCUAGGCAACUUCCAUAGCUACGACCUAUGCACUUGGCCUUUACCUUGCACCAAGCAUGGUAAAGGGCUGCGAAUGUUUCGUUCUUCGCCAGACAUCGAUAUUGACCACGUCGAAGCCAAAAUACCCAGGGGAAAGAAAACCGGAGUCACCAUCGCGGGCAGGUCAUAUUCCGCUAGGCGCCUGAAGCUUCACCUCGUCCACCACUCGUUCAACCACCUUACAGACACAGGGUUUUGGACGGCAGUACAGAACGGGUCGCAUUGCGCCAACGUUCAUCAGACCAUGGAGAAAGCUCAGGGCGAAAAAGAGAGCUCAUGGCUCGGAACGCUCAUGGACUACGCCACGCUUUCGUCAGGCCAUGCUACGAUUCUCAGGUACAUCUCGGGCUUUUUCAUUCUACUGGGCUGCGUCUUCGUCCUCCCAGUUGUGUUCCUGAUUCUACUGGAUAUCGUGCUCUGGGUCGGCAGGACAUUCUGGAACAGCGUCGUCUGUCUAGGUGGAUACCCCGAGCAGCAGGUAGCGACAGAACAGGAGGUGUCAAACCCAGAUUUUUACCCGGAACUCGCCGUUGACGAUGUCGAUGCAUCCGCUGCAGUGCAUAUUCCAGACGACAGCCAGGCGGUUCGCAGGCGCCAAAUUCGGGCAAAAGGAGACAGCAACCACCCUCCAGCUUUAAGCUAGAGGUAAAAAAUAUUGUCUCCAAGGGAGGAGCCGAGAUCUUGGGGGUUCUUCUCGACGCUUCCUAACGGGGACAAUGUGCGCUGUCAUUACCUUUAUUCCUUUAGGGCCAGGGUCCGGCGUUGUUGGCAAGAAGGAGUAGCCCACUUCAUGUCUUCGGGGUAACUUGAAAGUAGAAGAAAAAAAAAUCCAACAAUAAUACUAAUGAGAAGUCAAGCGAGUGCGAUUCUGUAAUGCUUUGUUUUUCAGACUCGCAACUUAUUUCAAGUCCCUUCAGAAUAU
Messenger RNA from Sodiomyces alkalinus F11, 1044 nucleotides. RefSeq lists its product as hypothetical. The record is from RefSeq and is a predicted model, not a curated record. The transcript is spliced from 5 exons. Bases 1 to 765 code for a protein of 254 amino acids. Lineage: Eukaryota; Fungi; Ascomycota; Sordariomycetes; Glomerellales; Plectosphaerellaceae.